Messenger RNA from Fundulus heteroclitus (mummichog), 5363 nucleotides. RefSeq names its product tumor necrosis factor receptor superfamily, member 9a (gene tnfrsf9a). Gene Ontology annotation, biological process: regulation of cell population proliferation. The record is from RefSeq and is a predicted model, not a curated record. Gene Ontology annotation, cellular component: external side of plasma membrane. The transcript is spliced from 7 exons. Bases 1321 to 2187 code for a protein of 288 amino acids. Gene Ontology annotation, molecular function: cytokine binding; signaling receptor activity. Lineage: Eukaryota; Metazoa; Chordata; Actinopteri; Cyprinodontiformes; Fundulidae.
GUAGCCGGAUACAAAACUGACGCUUUUGCGCAUGUGAACCAACAUAGACUUCUAAGUAGUUGCCCCUUGCAACUACUUAGUUGCAGUUGUGUUUCAGACAAUAUUCAAUUUAUUUUUGGAUUUUACAUAUUUUACUACGCUACUGAAUUUGUGUGGACUGCCUUGUCAUUAGUUCGCACAAAUGCCUCUGUUCUUUUCCCUGCAUUCAUUAGUUUCACCCAGCUCUUCUUCUUCUUCAAUUCUGCGGCAGCGUUACCACACUGCUCAAUGGUGCUGCAUUGGUAUUACAUUGCUGAUUUCAGUUCCUCCAGCUUCAUGCAGUUUUACCUACGCUAAUGCUGCGUUCAGAACGCGAUUUUAGCAUCAAGUCUAUGGUGGAGGCGCUUAAGAGGUCUUGGUGCGUUUCACCCGUCGGGUGCGAUGACUUUUGGGAUUUCAAGCGUCUGAAGCGGCAGACGCUAGAGUUGAAAAAUCAGAACUUUUGCAGCUGGACGCGGAGCGUCAACCAAUCAGAAAGACCCCUAUUUGAGGUAGAGGCGGAUAUUCCGAUGGGACGCAAGAACCGUGAAAUUCAGGAAGUUGCAGUGCAGAUACAGUAUUCAGCUCCAUGUGAGUGUUCUGCCUUGAUAGAUAUGACCUUUUCAGGAGGUAAACUGGAUCUGUCAAAUGAGUUCAAUCUACAUUGACAUCAAAAUAAAAGAAGCUGAGUCUUUCUUAGUAAAUUACCAGGAGGCUCAUUCUUGUGGAAUCAGCCGAAGCAUAUUGUAACGCGCACAAGCUCUUCUGCAAUGUUUGCAGCUCCCGUUCCUGCUAUAAAACUUGGAAUGAUGGGAGAUUGCAAUACCAAUGUGAUUUAUGGCUAUAUUUUUAACUUUCCGGCUGUAACAGGAUGUAUGCAGUGAAAAAGAUAUCUGUGUGAAACGGAAGAAACUAGUUUACUUAAUUUGAUCCGAGUUUUAAAAGUUGUCACAAAAAAUAUAUUUCAGAAAUUCCUGUUUGAUCUCACUGCAUGUUUGAGCUUGUUCUUAUUUUUCUUUCACAUCUGAAGACACGCCCCCCUCCCCCUUUAACGAGAGAAACUAUGAAUAGCAGGCUCAGCUGGUGGGGGGUGACUGUGUGUGUUUGAGCGGAGAGGAUUACAGCACAGAGCUUUGCUUAGUUUCAUUUUAGAGGGAAACAUUAAUGAAGCCUGCGAACUAAAUCAUAAAAAAUCUGAUUUUGAUUACCAGAUAUACUCAGAAACACCAAAAGGAUUUUCUCAAUUUUUCUAUUUCUUGGAUUUGAUCAUCAUCUCUGAGGUUCGAGAACUGAUACGUGAGGAUGGCUGUGAUCUUCUGGAUGAUGGGUCUCGCUCUGCUCGCUCAGGGCUUCCUGUGCUGCCUUGGACACAUCGAAGUUGGCUGCAAGAAAUGGCACCCAGUUAACAACGAUGUUUACUGCGAUGAAUGCCACCCUGGGAAUCGUCUGGUCAAAGACGUAGGCCCAAAUCCUCAAAAGCUCUGCACUCCGUGUGAAAAUGGAACGUACACACUCGGGACUAGAGCCAGGGAAUGUCACCUUUGCACUCAGUGCGUUGGCGCUCUGGAGCAUCAUAAUAACUGCACCCCCAAGAGUGACACGCAGUGCAAGUGUAAAAAGGGACUCCGCUGUGGAGACAACCAGUGUUCCUUCUGUGUGGAUGAGUGCGCCAAAGGCUAUGAACCUAACAGACUACGUUAUUGCACGCCUUGUCCGAAAGGAACCUUUAAUGACCAAAUUCACGGAAAAUGUAAACCCUUGCGUACCAGGUGUCUAGAUCCAAAUCACAUAAUGUCAUUCAAGGGAAAUGCAACCUCUGACAUUAUAUGUGAACCUCUUCCACCUCCACCAACUCUACCCGUGACCCGUCCAGUUAAACCUGGCGAUAAAACUGAACAGACAUGGCCAAUGGCAUUAUUUGUGAUAAUCGGGGCAUUUAUGAUGUGCCUUAUCAUCGUUAUUGUCCUUGUGUCUGUGCAAAUCCACCACAAAGGAAAAAAGGAAAAGACACCAAGAACUCUCUCGACAACACCCAUUAUUAGGACCCCUACAGACGAUCCAAGGACAUUGAUUGCCAUCGAGUGCAGUUUUCACGAAGCUCAACAGGAACGGGGUGACAGCACAGAAUCACUGAUCUCCAAGGACCCCUCGGAGCAGGAAACUGUGUGAUUGGAAGCAAACUGGACUGCGAGUGGCCCCGACAGCUGACAAAAACAGAUUCAUCCUGAACAAGAUGUGAUUGUUUAAAAACUGAGCCACAAGUUUGAAGAAUUUCGCCCUUGCAUCCAUGUCCCAGGUUUCUAGCGGAGGAACGGAGUGCAGUGAAGGAACUGUGGUAUCCCUCGGCUGGUUGCCAAAUAGUAAUCCUUUGAUGCCUCUGUAAAUACAAACAUGGGGGAUUCUGAGAUGGGGGGGGGAAACCAAGUGGCCUUCAACAAUGACCUUUACAUCAUGUAAAUUACUCUGGUUUUCCCCGUACUAACAAAGCAGCCUUAGUGCCUUUUAAAGCACCGUUCUUACAUUUCAAAUACUUAAGAGUAUUAGUAUGCUUUGUAAUUAGUAGGUACAGUGGACUGACUCUCUGAAGCCACUGUUUUUACUAUUAUUGCAGAGAGAGAGAGAGAGAGAGAGAGAGAGAGAGAGAGAGAGAGAGAGAGAGAGAGAGAGAGAGAGAGAGCACAUUCUACGUUGUAUGCUAGCCUGUUGCUCAAUUUGAAAGUACAGUAGAGGUGGGUGUUCAGCUUUUAGUCAUUUUCAUUCUGAGCCCACGUACGCCUUCUUGUACAACCGUUAGCCUUUACCUUUGUUCCAUUGUUGAACCUACUUACCUAGUAUUAUUUUCUAUUUUUUGCUGAGUAUAUUAUAGGUGUAUUGUAUGGUUAUUUAUUAUGCAAGUAUGUGAAUGAGGCCAAGCAAGAACAGAGCUGCUUUCAGUCAGUAAGCUUAUUUUCCUUCCAGCUGAAGCCAGAUAUGUACGUGGGUCUGUAAAAAGACAACCAUUUUCUGACAACAAAUUAAACAUUUAUUUUGGUUCAGUAAGAGCUGCAAAUUUUUGUUUUAUUGGAUGUCAGAAUUAGAAAAUUAGCUUUUUAAAUGAAUUUUAUUAUGUUCUUCAAAUUCAGAAGUCUCCAUGCACUAAGACUACUGUACUUUUAAACCAUUUGGGGGAAACCCAGAUGACGUCAACUUGGCUUUGUAGCCUUCUGAUAGGUUGACUCAGAACAUUUGAGUUAAAUGAAGGAUUAUCUGCAAAUGCAUUUUCAAUCAAACCUCAACGAACACUACUUAGUUGGAAUUCAUCAUGGUGAAAAAAGAAAAUAGGCAAGUUUCAGAGCGAGAAUAGCGGCGCUCCACAAUUCAGUUUUUUUAAGCAAAAUCUGAAGCCAGGAACUUAAAGUAUUGGAGCAAAUGGGCCUUCCAAAAGGACGGAGAUCUUUAGCGUACUUCUAAAUUUAUAACAAAAUGGUAAAUGGACAACAAAGUCAACGUUUUGGAGGAGAAAUCACAAAGCCUUUGUAUCCGUGUGAUAGAAAAUGUGUAGACAGAACUGAAAAGGCGUGUGUGUGCGCAAGGUUGCCAACACACCUGACUCAGUUACACCAGAAGCUUGUGGAAGCAUGUUCAAAACUUGACUCAAGUCAUAUGCUUAAAGGCAAAUCUACUAAAUAUUACGGACAUGUAUGUAAACUUGAAAAACAAUCUAAACUCUAAUCUCAGAUAAUAAUAAAAAAGGUUGUCUUUUUAAACAGUUUACGUAAAUAUCUGGUUUCAACUGUCCAACUUGUUGAUAUUUUAUUUCUAUGUAGCUCUUAAGAGCUAACCUCAUUAAUUGUGAAAGUACCACUGUAGUCAGCCUGUUAUACAAGCUGAUGGACAACUUAGUAUAAAAUGUGAUGUUAACAGAAACCUUAUGGACUUUCCUGUUGUUGCUUAAUUGGUCAUGACCAAAAAAAGUCCAGAAAAGGGGUUUUCCCCCUCCAUGUUGGCGAUGUUGGUGUUAAAACAGCAAGGAGUCUAUAUAGGACAGCACCUAGUUGUAACAUAUUUAACAACAAGCAAAUAUUUGUCUAAGCUUAAGCUGAGCAUAUAAACAAGCUGAGUCAUGCUCCUUGCACAACUCUAAAAGCCACGGGGAUCCCGAGAAACCUUUAACAACUUGAAAAUGUCACCGGUGAAAGUUUAAAGAUCUUUGAGAUGCCAAUUUAGUGUGCCAUAAAAUCAUUUUUUUUAUAUCUCAGAUAAAGGCUCCAGGGUCAAGUGGAAACCCCCCACGUCACUCUUGUGUUUUUCUGUGAAACUCCUGCCCUUGAGCCGUGUUGGUGGCCGAUGAGAUUAGACCUGCCGGUGGUGUUUUUUUUUUUUUUUUUUUUAAGCCGUAUAUGUUGCUUGAACUGUAGAAGGCGGGUUUCUUUACUGAAUGGAACAAUUAAGAAAUAUGUCGUGUGGGCUUCUGCUGGAAAGAAGUAAGCCCACAUCUAUUGUGAUUUAUCACAAGUGUGUUGACGUAUGAGUCAUAGUUCACAGGUGUCGUCCUGAGAACAACCAACGCGUACGCAUGCUGACUGUAGCACUUUAUUUUGUCUACCAUCUGCUGCUCGAAGCAAAUGACGCACUUGUAGUUUGAAGAUCCGUUUCUAUCUUUAAGUUUGAGAUAGUGUUAUUUUUUUUUUAUUAUUGAAAACGUCUCUACAGAAAAUGGAUUUAUUCUGUACUGUAUUCAGUUUUACACUGUACUUUUAUUACAUUUGUGAACACCAAAUAAAUAUGAUACAUAUUUUUUUAAUUUGUAGUGCUUUCAUACAGAACAGCAAAAAAAAAACAAAAAAAAAAAAAACUGUACUCCAAAAAAGAAGUUGUAUUUUAUAUUUGUAAUGAAAGAAAGGAGGAAGUAAAAGCAUAAAAAUAAAAACCCAGAUCACACAACAGGAACAAGAACAAAGAUAAAUACAGAUUCUGCCUUCAUUACAAUGAAGAUUAAUUAGGGUUUGGUAUAUGAAAAUUUCCCAACGUAUACAACAGCCAGUUCUCAGAUACUCUUUGGUGUCAUGCCUCAUUGACUCUAAAAACGUGGCGGGGAACUCAACUUUGCAGUGUCAGUUAGUGAACCUGGGGACUUAGCUGUUUCUGUUAGAUACUUGGAUCUUAAUAUUGUACCUUGCAAAAAUAUUAAAUAUUUAUACCUCUUCAUUUUUUCCCCCACAUUUCUCAUGUUAUAACCACAAGCCUCAGAGCAUAUUUGGGGGUGGGGUGGGGGAUCUUGCAUGAUGGCACUCAUGAAGUAGAGGGAUAGUUUGGUUUAAAUAACUAAGUGUGGCAAACAUUUGCAUUCAGCUCCCUUUAAUUUG